ACGAAAAGAUUUUUCGGUGUCUGUACGCAGUUUUCAGCGUUUUCUAUCUGUUUCUACUUUCUAGUUUUCACCCACAGUGGCGAUUCGUUUUUUAUGUGUUUGUUUCCUUGACCAUACUUUUAUGUUAACGUCGCUGACAUCAAUUGAAUCAGCUUAAUUAACGGAUGAAAAUGCUUAAAGUUCCAAAAACUGUGCCGAAAUUUUUAUCCCAGGAACUUCAGGUUCCCUCUUUCCUGGAGAGGGUUUUCGGCAAUGGACGCCGUUUUGCCUCCACCAAGGAUAGCGGACCUGUCAAAGGUGCCGUCGUGGGAAUCGAUUUGGGAACGACCAACUCCUGCGUGGCCAUAAUGGAGGGCAAACAGCCCAAAGUGUUGGAGAACGCCGAAGGAUCCAGAACGACACCAUCCGUGGUGGCGUUUACACCAUCCGGCGAAAGACUUGUUGGUAUGCCGGCCAAACGCCAAGCGGUGACGAAUUCAGCCAAUACUUUCUACGCCACUAAGCGUUUAAUUGGACGAAAAUUCGACGAUCCGGAAGUUCAGAAAGAAAUGAAACAUGUCCCCUUCAAAAUUGUUCGUGCCACGAACGGCGAUGCAUGGAUCGAAGCGCACGGGAAAAUGUACUCGCCCAGUCAGAUUGGAGCCUUUGUGCUAAUGAAAAUGAAGGAAACAGCUGAGAGCUACCUUGGCACUUCGGUUAAAAAUGCCGUCAUCACCGUUCCUGCAUAUUUCAACGACUCCCAGCGCCAAGCCACAAAGGAUGCCGGUCAGAUCGCCGGUUUGAAUGUGUUGCGAGUUAUUAACGAACCGACCGCGGCUGCGUUGGCUUUCGGAAUGGACAAAGUCAAAGAUCAGAUCAUUGCCGUUUAUGAUCUUGGAGGCGGAACAUUCGACAUUUCAAUCCUGGAGAUUCAGAAAGGUGUUUUUGAGGUUAAAUCGACGAACGGCGAUACUUUCCUUGGCGGCGAAGAUUUUGAUACCGCCCUUUUGCAAUUCAUCGUUAAAGAAUUCAAACGUGAUCAAGGCGUUGACAUCACCAAGGACAACAUGGCCAUGCAGCGCCUAAGAGAAGCAGCCGAAAAGGCUAAAUGUGAACUGUCCUCCGCCCUGCAGACGGAUAUCAAUUUGCCGUAUUUGACAAUGGACGCCGCCGGCCCAAAGCAUCUCAACAUGAAACUCACGCGUUCGAAGUUUGAAAGUAUUGUGGAUCCUUUAAUCAAGCGCACAGUCGAGCCGUGUCAGAAAGCCUUAAAAGAUGCCGAAGUCAGCGUAAAUGACAUUGGGGAGGUGAUUCUUGUCGGCGGCAUGACACGAGUCCCGAAGGUGCAAUCUACAGUGCAGGAUGUAUUCAAGAAAGUUCCCAGUAAAUCCGUAAAUCCCGAUGAAGCGGUCGCUAUCGGUGCCGCUAUUCAAGGAGGUGUGUUGGCGGGUGAAGUGACGGAUAUUUUACUGCUGGAUGUCACACCACUUUCGCUCGGCAUCGAAACUUUGGGCGGUGUGAUGACGAAACUGAUAAAUCGGAAUACUACAAUUCCCACAAAAAAAUCUCAAGUGUUCUCCACGGCGGCUGAUGGUCAGACGCAGGUGGAAAUUAAAGUUUUUCAGGGUGAACGUGACAUGGCUGCUGGGAACAAGCUGCUAGGACAGUUUCAGUUGAUUGGAAUUCCCCCUGCUCCACGUGGCGUUCCUCAAAUCGAAGUAACUUUUGACAUCGAUGCCAACGGUAUUGUGCACGUGUCCGCCCGAGACAGGGGCACCGGAAAAGAGCAGAAAAUUGUGAUUCAGUCUUCUGGUGGUCUGAGUAAGGAUGAAAUUGAGAAUAUGAUAAAGAAGGCUGAGCAGUAUGCUGAAGAAGAUAAAAAACGGAAAGACGUUGUGGAAGCGGUUAAUCAGGCGGAAGCAAUUGUUCACGAUACGGAAGCACGAAUUGAUGAAUUCAAGGAUCAACUUCCGGCUGAUGAGGUACGCACAAAGCUCAGAGAGCAGAUCGCAAAUCUGCGUGAAAAGUUGGCCAACAAAGAAAACGAGAGUUCAGAAAAUAUUCGGGCGGCUACAAAUACCUUACAACAGGCUUCUCUGAAGCUUUUCGAAAUGGCAUAUAAAAAGAUGGCGGCUGAACGAUCAGGUGGUCAACAGCAGAGCCAGUCCAGUGAUUCUUCGGAUUCCUCUUCCAGCAGUUCUGACGAAGAGGAAAAGAAAAAGCGUGAAGGACAAAAUUAGUUUUUCAUGCCAAAAUUUCUUGUGUUUCCGUAUUGUUAUUCUUUUUACGAGUGUGUAUGGAUCGCAGUGUUAUUGCAUACUACAGUUGAGUUAUUGGCAGACCAAAGUUAACCUGGCAAAACUUGAAAACAAAAUUAAAAAUUGUCGAGUUGCUG
Molecule: messenger RNA, 2374 nt
Organism: Paramacrobiotus metropolitanus
Lineage: Eukaryota; Metazoa; Tardigrada; Eutardigrada; Parachela; Macrobiotidae
Product: stress-70 protein, mitochondrial-like
Exons: 12
Coding region: 165-2219 (684 amino acids)
Biological process (GO): cellular response to unfolded protein; protein refolding
Cellular component (GO): cytoplasm; mitochondrion
Molecular function (GO): misfolded protein binding; ATP binding; ATP hydrolysis activity
Source: RefSeq, a predicted model, not a curated record